Rotaria socialis is the source of this 1254-nucleotide messenger RNA. Lineage: Eukaryota; Metazoa; Rotifera; Eurotatoria; Philodinida; Philodinidae. The record is from the annotation of a GenBank genome assembly.
AUGAAUAAUGGUAAUAGUUCAAGUGGAUAUGAUGAUGAUGAUGGUCCAUCACUGCAUACACGACUUGUUUUUGCUAGUGCUUGGGUAUUAAUUGCUGUUGCUGGUAUUAUAGGCAAUACUCUCGUUAUAGUUGUUGCAAUUCGGUACGAAAAAUUCAGCAACGUUACUAAUUGUUUCAUUGUAAACCUGGCUGUCACUGAUAUUGUCUUCUUGGCAUUCUGUAUGCCAUUCCUAGUUGUUCAAUAUACAUUUGAACAUUGGUACUUCAAUCAAACCAUUUGUAAACUUCUCAAUUUUACUUCAUUUGUCAGUGUUCUGGUUACUGUCCUUACGUUAGUCAUAAUGACUAUUGAUCGGUAUAUUUAUGUCGUGCAUCCAUUUGAAGAUAUUAAAUGGCGAAAACCAAGAACAGUCUUUCUACUCAGUUUAAUCAUUUGGUUGCUUUCGUGCAUAUUUGCUUCGCCAUGCUAUUUUCAUUAUGGUGUUAUUAAUGAUGCUAAUUAUAGGCAAUGUGUAUUGUUAACAGAGGAAGAGCUACAAAAACGAUUUCGAGUAUAUACGGUUACAUUGUAUUAUUUUAUUCCAUUAGCAAUUAUUCUUAUUUGUUAUGCUAAAUUACUUUAUUAUGUUUAUUCAAACGAGAAUAAAUUGAAAACAAGAAGGGUGUCUAGUCCUGUUAAAUGGUCUAAACGACGUCGAACCGUAACAAAAAUGGUUGCAGUUGUUACGCUUGUCUUUUCCCUUUGUUGGUUGCCUAUUACAUUGUAUAUUGUGCCGACAAACUUUUUUGAUCGAAGAACAGCUUUUUUGUAUUACUUCAAAGCUGUUGCACAUUCGUUUGCUUACUUAAAUUCAGCAAUUAAUCCAUUAUUAUACGCAUUUUUAAAUCGAAGUUUUCGAAAUAACUGUGAAAAUAUUCUUUCGAAACCUUCAUGUUCAGCAAUUAUGUGUAAACAUGAUGAAACACAGAAACAAAAAAGAUCUGAACAAUCAAAUUGUAACGAUGAGCCAAAAAAACAUUCUUCGAAUAUCGAAAAAAACGUUAUAAUAGAUAACAAUAUUGAAUUAUUAUCAAAUGAUGCAUUAAUUAAUGACUUCUCGGAUGUUGAAGAUGAACUACAAGAUGUUGACACUGUGCCUCACAUGAUUAUUAACGAACAGAAUCAUCAUACUAAUGAUACUAAAAAAGCGUAUGGAGCAUAUUUUAUUCAUUCUAAAAUUGAUCAUAAUAGGCAUCUUACAACAACUUUAUAA